Andrographis paniculata is the source of this 2046-nucleotide messenger RNA. RefSeq names its product beta-1,3-galactosyltransferase 7-like. Gene Ontology annotation, cellular component: Golgi membrane. The transcript is spliced from 13 exons. Gene Ontology annotation, molecular function: beta-1,3-galactosyltransferase activity. The record is from RefSeq and is a predicted model, not a curated record. Bases 750 to 1934 code for a protein of 394 amino acids. Lineage: Eukaryota; Viridiplantae; Streptophyta; Magnoliopsida; Lamiales; Acanthaceae.
UAUUCUUCUUUUUCCUUUUCCUUUUUCUUCUGCGACGGGGACGUUAGCGGAGGCGGUAGCAAGUCCUCGAGUACCUUCUGCGGCAGCGGCAGCCACAGAAGCUCCUCUUUCUUCUUAUUCUUUGGCGGCGUCAGCGGAAGCCCCUCCUGUUUCUUCUUCUUAUCUGGCAGCGGUGGAGGCGGAGCCUUCUCCUCUUUCGUUUUCUCCUCCGGCGACAGGCGUCGGUUGCGGUGGCAGUGGCAAUGGAAGACCCUUCUUUUUUCUCCGGCGGCGGCGCCAGGACGACGGAGCCUCCUCAUUCGCUGGCGGGAUUGUCGCCCCUUCUUAUAUCUUCUUCUUUUCCGGCGGCGGUGGACGGCAGCAGUGCCUCCUACUCCUCUUUCGUUUUCUCCUCCGACGUCAACGCAGGGAUGGCAACGACAACCCCUCAUCUUUCUUAUUUUUCUCGGACGGCGGUGCAGCAGCUGCCGGGGGGCAAGCAGUGUUUGUAGGUAUACAACUACUCUCGCCGUCGCCGGGAUCGGUAGACAACACAAUUAUAAUUGGUAGCCGUUGACACCAGCAUUGACCAAAUUGUGUGGACAAAUGGGAAAAUAAAAAAAAAUACUCCCAAAUCGGGGCAGCUUUGGCAGACAAAAGAACAAUUCCAAAUAUGGGCAUGGGGAUUCAAAGCUACCAAAAGCACGUACAUACUAAUUAAUUAAUACAAAAUAUAAAUCAAGAAUCCGAUCGUUACCAGAAUUGAAAUUAUGAAGAACAGAAAUCGGGGAAAGGUAUCGCGGAGAUGGAUUUUGAUCCUUUGUGUCCUCAGCUUCGGCCUCGGCGUGCUUUUCAGCAACAGAAUGUGGGCUCUUUCGCUCUUGGAGAAUCAGAGUCUCUAUCCGGGAGCAGGAGCAGGAACGGCAUGUAAUGGCUGUGAAGAACAUAAGGAGUUGAUUCGGAAAGAGGAAGUAAUUAAAGAGUUUAGCAAAACGCACGAGGCUAUCGAAUCAUUGGAUUCUUCUGUUUCUAAAUUAUGCUCGGAGCUGCCAUCCAUUAAUAAGGCCUACAAGGUCGAAAACAGUGAGAACUCAACACACUUUUCAGCCUACAAUGGCUAUAAUGCAAUGAAGAAGAAGAGGGCAUUCAUGGUCAUUGGCAUCAACACAGCAUUUAGCAGUCGAAAGAGGCGCGAUUCUGUAAGAGAAACAUGGAUGCCUCGAGGCAAAAGACUGUUACAACUUGAGCAAGAAAAGGGAAUCAUCGUUCGAUUCAUGAUUGGCCACAGCGCAACAUCGAACAGCAUUUUGGACAAAGCCAUCGAUUCUGAGGAAUCCCAGCAUAAAGACUUCCUUAGGCUUGACCAUGUUGAAGGAUAUCAUGAACUAUCGGCCAAGACAAAAUCAUUCUUUUCAACUGCAGUGGAAAUAUGGGAUGCUGAGUUUUAUGUGAAGGUGGAUGAUGAUGUCCAUGUAAAUUUGGGCACUUUAGCGGCAGCCUUGGCACGCCACCGGUCCAAGCCUCGAGUGUACAUAGGAUGUAUGAAAUCUGGACCGGUUCUGCAUCAAAAGAACGUUAAGUACCACGAGCCGGAGUAUUGGAAGUUUGGAGAGGAAGGGAACAAGUACUUUCGACAUGCGACUGGACAGAUAUAUGCUCUGUCCAAGGAACUUGCACAAUAUAUCCACAAUAAUCAGUUGAUUUUGCACAAAUAUGCUAAUGAGGAUGUAACUCUGGGUGCAUGGUUUAUCGGUCUUGACGUAAUGCACAUGGACGAUCGCAGCAUGUGCUGUGGAACACCUCCCGAUUGUGAGAAGAAGAAACAGUCGGGCAACGUUUGUAUUGCAGCGUUUGAUUGGAGCUGCAGUGGGAUUUGUAGAUCUGUUGAGCGAAUCAAGGAAGUUCAUUCCAAGUGCAGCGAAGAUGCCGCCAUUCUUUGGAAUGCUCUGCUCUAGCUACUAUUACUAUUACUAUUUCCAUUUUGCAUGCAGCCAAAACCAAAGCCGGCAGAGCACUUACUUGAUUAGAUUCGGUCAAGAUUUUUCCAAUGCGUACUUUCUGAUUGCG